Alternaria alternata is the source of this 747-nucleotide messenger RNA. RefSeq lists its product as hypothetical. The transcript is spliced from 2 exons. Bases 1 to 747 code for a protein of 248 amino acids. NCBI's taxonomy places the organism in Eukaryota, Fungi, Ascomycota, Dothideomycetes, Pleosporales, Pleosporaceae. The record is from RefSeq and is a predicted model, not a curated record.
AUGCUCGCAUGUUUCCAAUGCAUUCCAUUUGAUGAGAUUCUUCAUCCAGGUACGCAUCCCGAUGCUAUCUGUAUCAGCAAACUCGUCCUUCUCAUAGGGCCAUCUGUCCUCAACAUCCUGGAAGACUUCUACAUCCUCAUCCUCCCCAUACAUACAGUCUUGAAACUCCAAAUGUCAGUUCGGCGCAAAGCAGCAGUACUGGGAGUCAUGGCCUUUGGCAGCAGUUCCGUCAUUAUUGCGUGUUUCCGACUCAUACCUCUCAUGGAGCUAAACAACUCGCCGGAUACAUCAUGGGUGCUUGGAAAGAUGGUCAUUGUUGCUGCGCUCGAGAUACAAUUUGCUAUCAUCGCCGUCAACUUGCCAAGUCUUAAAGCACUUUGGACGCGAGUAGCGGGCGGACCUUCAUACGGAUCAGGAGGAGGAGAGCGAGGUAGUUCGAAGCAGAAAGGGUACAAACUAUCUUCACUUGGCCAGAUCAUAACGAUUGGUUCAGAGGGAAAGGGCCCGAGCGGAUCGAAGUGGGGGAACAGGGCCCAUAGAGGAAGUAUCACACGGUUGGAACAAGGGGUUACUGCGACAGAGUCGGAAGAGGAGUUGUGCCGACAAGGUAACAUACCAUUACGGACGCUGAACUCAGCUCAGGAGGGUGAGCUUGGUACGAUCAAGGUUACAAAAGACUACGAUGUGAAGAGUACACGAGUAGGUGGAGACGACACUAACUCGGGUUAUUUCUUGAAAGGGGUAUAA